ACCGCACGGGAUCUAUCGCUUGCGCGACUACGGUCACAUUGUUCGGUGGUUGUAAAAAUUCCGUGAGUGUUUCGCAGCGACUCCGAUUUUAAACGCGAAUUACCCAACGAAAGAGUGCAAUAUACCGUGGAAAGCGAAGUCCACCCGCCCAGCGACCUUGCGGAGUGGUAAAAUGUCUUGUGCGGCCACCCUCUCGUCGGCCAAGGACUCCACCAAUGCAAAUGCCAGCGGUGGUGGUGGUGUAGGAGGAGGAGGAGCACCGACAAACAGCAAUACCAACACUAACACCAACACACAGUCCACAGCUGUGGGUGUGGUAGUGAGCAGUGCAGCGGGCGGAGGUGUUGGCGGCGGAGGAGGUGGGGGUGGCUCCCUUCCCGGUGGCACCGCCUCCUCAUCCUCCGCCUCCGCCACCGGUGGCGUUGCAGCGGGCGGCGGCGGCAAUUCGGCAGCGGCCCUCGUCCGAAGAUUCUCCAUGGAGGGCGUGGGUGCCAGGGUGAUCCGCGGACCGGACUGGAAGUGGAACAAACAGGACGGCGGCGAAGGACACGUGGGCACCGUUCGCAAUUUCGAAUCCGCCGAGGAGGUGGUCGUGGUCUGGGACAAUGGAACUGCUGCCAACUACCGCUGCGCCGGAGCCUAUGAUCUGCGCAUCCUGGACAGUGCACCCACGGGCGUAAAGCACGAGGGCACCAUGUGCGACACUUGCCGCCAGCAACCGAUCUUUGGCAUCCGCUGGAAGUGUGCCGAGUGCAUUAACUACGAUUUGUGCUCCAUUUGCUACCACGGAGAUAAACAUCAUCUGAGGCACCGUUUCUACAGGAUCACCACGCCAGGAGGAGAACGAACCAUGCUGGAACCGCGUCGUAAGUCCAAGAAAGUGCUCGCCAGAGGCAUAUUCCCGGGAGCUCGUGUGGUUCGCGGCGUGGAUUGGCAGUGGGAGGAUCAGGACGGAGGCGUUGGUCGGCGUGGCAAGGUCAACGAGAUCCAGGACUGGUCUUCGGCAUCGCCAAGAUCGGCAGCCUACGUGAUUUGGGACAAUGGCUCCAAGAAUCUGUACCGCGUGGGAUUUGAGGGCAUGGCAGAUCUAAAGGUCGUUAACGAUGCCAAGGGUAGUAACGUUUACCGGGAUCAUCUGCCACUGCUGGGCGAAAACGGACCCGGAAAAGGACCGCAUGGCUUCCAGAUCGGCGACAAGGUCACCGUGGAUCUAGACCUAGAAAUCGUUCAGUCUCUGCAGCAUGGACAUGGUGGCUGGACCGAUGGCAUGUUCGAGUGCCUAAGCAACGCAGGAAUGGUCGUGGGCAUCGAUGAGGAUCACGACAUUGUGGUGGCUUACAAUUCCGGAAAUCGCUGGACAUUCAAUCCAGCCGUCCUCACAAAAGUAUCCUCGCCAACCACUGCUCCGCCCGAGUUUCAAGUGGGCGACAUUGUCAAGAUCUGUUCGGAUGUGGAGAGCAUCAAGAUUUUACAGCGAGGACACGGCGAGUGGGCUGACGCCAUGCAAUUGACUCUGGGAAAGAUCGGUCGCGUGCAGCAGGUCUACCAUGAUAACGACCUUAAAGUGGAGGUGGGCAAUACUUCGUGGACCUACAAUCCGCUGGCCGUUUGCAAGGUGGCUUCUUCCACUGCCUCCGAUGGGAGCUGCGCUCCAGUUAUCCCCAGUAGUGAACGUCUUUCGGCCAUUCUCAAAAAGCUGUUCGAACCAAAUGUCUCCGGCGAUGCCACUGAGGAAUUUGUCAAGGCAGCAGCAAAUGGAUUUGCAGCACGUUGUGAGGAGUACUUGGCUGGCGCAGCUCAACCCUCGACCUCCAGUGCCUCGCCCAGUUCUGGACCGGAUGUCAAUGUGAAUGGUGUGUUUGCCGGACAUACUGCUCUGCAAGCAGCCAGCCAGAAUGGCCAUAUUGAAGUGAUACAGGUACUACUACGGCACGCCGUCGACGUAGAAAUUGAGGACAAGGACGGAGAUCGCGCUGUCCACCAUGCCGCGUUUGGUGACGAGGCGGCGGUGAUCGAGAUAUUGGCCAAAGCCGGUGCGGACUUAAAUGCUCGCAAUAAGCGAAGGCAGACGUCUCUGCACAUUGCUGUCAAUAAGGGCCAUUUGAACGUAGUGAAGACGCUUCUAACGCUAGGUUGCCAUCCAAGUUUGCAAGAUUCUGAGGGCGAUACCCCCCUACACGAUGCCAUAUCUAAGGAGCACGACGAGAUGCUGUCCCUGUUGCUGGACUUCGGGGCUGACAUCACGCUAAACAACAAUAAUGGAUUCAAUGCAUUGCAUCAUGCUGCUCUCAAGGGUAAUCCCAGUGCCAUGAAGAUCCUGCUCACCAAGACGAACCGUCCGUGGAUUGUGGAGGAGAAGAAGGAUGAUGGCUACACAGCACUGCACCUGGCAGCACUUAACAACCACGUUGAAAUUGCUGAGCUACUAGUGCAUAUGGGUAAGGCCAAUAUGGACAGGCAAAAUGUGAAUCUCCAGACGGCUUUGCAUCUAGCGGUGGAGCGUCAGCAUGUGCAGAUCGUCAAGCUGCUGGUGCAGGAUGGUGCAGAUCUAAACAUACCCGACAAAGACGGGGAUACUCCGCUGCAUGAAGCGCUGCGACAUCACACUCUCUCGCAGCUGAAGCAACUGCAAGAUGUGGAAGGAUUUGGUAAGCUUUUAAUGGGCCUGAGGAAUGCUAAUAACAAGAAGGCCUCUGCUUCAAUUGCAUGCUUCUUGGCUGCCAAUGGAGCUGAUUUGACUUUGAAGAAUCGCAAGCAGCAGACCCCACUUGACCUGUGCCCGGAUCCCAAUCUCUGCAAGACCCUGGUCAAGUGCUAUAACGAAAGGAAGACCGACGACUCUGAGUUGCCCGGAAAUGUCGCUGGCACGAGUUCAAAUGCCAGGGCAAGAGCAGCCAGUGGUAGCUUAAAUCAGUCCUCCUCAGCCAAUAUGCCGCUCUCCAGCCUGGCUGCCUCAUCCACUUUCCCAGCUGCCUCAUCUUCCAUAUUUGCGCUCAAUGGCAUCGCCAACGAAAUGAGCCAGUCCCUGCACGAGGAUCCUCCGAAAUCGUCAGCCAGCCUGGAUGAGUGCUUGGUUUGCUCGGAUGCCAAGCGGGAUACGGUGUUUAAACCCUGCGGCCAUGUCAGUUGCUGCGAAACCUGCGCUCCGAGGGUGAAGAAGUGCCUCAUCUGUCGGGAGACCGUCUCCUCGCGCGAAAAGAUCGACGAGUGUCUGGUGUGCUCGGAUCGCAGGGCAGCCGUUUUCUUCCGCCCCUGUGGCCAUAUGGUCGCAUGUGAGCACUGCAGUGCUUUGAUGAAAAAGUGCGUCCUGUGUCGCACGCAAAUCGAUGAGAUAUUAUCCUUCAGUCUCUGCUGCGGAGGAAGUGGCCGACCGGAGAAGGUGUCCGUGGCAGCUGGAGCGAUGGCAACAGUGGGCUUGCCGCUGCCCGACGAUCGUUUCAUGGAAGCUGCAGCAGCGGCAGCUUGUGCCAAUGCCUCUGGCCAUAGCGUGGCCAUGAACAACACCGUGGUUACUCCGGUGGCGGGCAGCAGCAAUCAGUUGAAUAGCCAGAAUAAUCUUCUGGCCGCUGCAGCAGCCUCUUCGAAUGUCUCGAAUCUGGCAGCAGCUGGAAACGCGAUGGUGGCUCCUUCCAAUGUCAACAACUUCCAGAUGGAUGAUGUCCAAAAGUUAAAGCAGCAGUUGCAGGACAUCAAGGAACAGACUAUGUGUCCUGUCUGCUUCGACCGCAUAAAGAACAUGGUCUUCCUAUGUGGCCACGGCACGUGCCAGAUGUGCGGCGACCAGAUUGAGGGGUGUCCCAUUUGCCGCAAGACCGUGGAAAAACGCAUCCUGCUCUUCUGAAGCCCGUUCCCGGCUCACACAUUCCGCGCACAGUCUGCACAGCCUUCGAAGUAUUAGGAUAUUUAAAGGACUCACAUUCUUAUACACACAUAUAUACACACAGAAUAUCAUAUAUAUAUAACUAUA
Molecule: messenger RNA, 3967 nt
Organism: Drosophila simulans
Lineage: Eukaryota; Metazoa; Arthropoda; Insecta; Diptera; Drosophilidae
Gene: mib1
Product: E3 ubiquitin-protein ligase mind-bomb
Exons: 4
Coding region: 173-3841 (1222 amino acids)
Biological process (GO): protein ubiquitination
Cellular component (GO): cytoplasm
Molecular function (GO): ubiquitin-protein transferase activity; zinc ion binding; protein binding
Source: RefSeq, a predicted model, not a curated record